UUUCAAGAAAUUUCUCCUUCCUUACCAACACUAUUCAUGUAGUUCCUUGUCCUAUAAUUUGUUAUUUUUUUGUGCUUCGGUUAUCGUGUUAUUAUUUACUAUAUGCUCUUUAAUACAUGUGUUACCUGAGUCGAGGGUUUUUUAAAAACAGUCUCUAUACCUCAACGAGGUAGGGAUAAGUUUUAUGUACACCCUAUACUUCCCAAACCCUCCCAAACCCCACCUAUGGGACUAAAUUAAUGUUGUUGUAGGUUUUCAAGGAAGUUGAAACAAAUGGUAUUUGGUUUUUGUUACUAUAACAACAUUAUUUUUCUUGUAACUCAUGAUCAAACAUUAACAAAUUAUUGUUUAAUUUUCUGUGUAGUAAUUUAUGAAGCAUUUUGAGCUUGAUAAGUUAUCAAUACUAUAGCAACACUGCUAUUCUUGAUCACCUUUUGUUAGCUUUUUCUCUAAGUUUUGUGUCAUUUGCAUUACUAAAAUCUUGCCGAGGAUCUAUUGGAAACAACCUCUCUAUCCACGCACGAAGUUAGCGUUAGUAAAAUCUGUGUUAUUUUCUAGUUGGAAAGUUGUAAAAGAUGAUAACAAUAUAGAUUAAGUUUUUAUUGAACCAUUGAUUCUAUGAGAAAUACUAAAUAUAUGCUAAAAUGAAAUAAAAAUUUGCUAUUGUUGAUCAACUUUUCAAAGCUUUUCAUAUAUAUCUCCAAGAAUUUGUUCUACUUAAUUUCUUUUAGGUAUUGAGUCUAAAAGUUUAUGUCUUUAUGUGAUCGCAGCAUCAAAAAGAUGUCUCGGGGUUCUUUAUCAUCAUUAUAGGUGUUGUUGGGGUGAUCGGAGUAGUUAUUUUUCGCCUGGUGCCCCGAGGAACCUAUAGAAGGUGAGCCUCGAAGCAAGAGGGGAAACGAAGAGUGGAGCAGUUGGUGCUGUCCAAGAAGAUAAGAAAAUGCAGAAAGGUUCAACACAUGAAGAGUUUGCUCUAAAGCAAACAGCUCCAAAAAUUGUUGGAUCAGGGGUGAUGAUUGGAGGAGAUAAGGUAACCGUUGCCUAUGACCUCGUCGAACAGAUGGAAUAUCUCUAUGUUCGCGUUGUCAAGGCUAAAGAGUUAACAAAGGAUGUCACAGGGAGCUUUGAUCCUUAUGUUGAAGUAAAAGUUGGGAAUUACAAGGGCAUCACUAAGCAUUUCGAGAAGAAAACCAACCCCGAAUGGAACUAUGUGUUUGCGUUCUCUCAGGAUCGGCUUCAGGCUUCUUACAUUGAAGUCUGUGUGAAAGAUAAGGAUGUCGUGUUGGAUGAAAUGAUAGGAAGAAUCGUGUUUGAUCUCAUUGAUGUACCAAGAAGAGUUCCACCAGAUAGUUCAUUAGCCCCACAGUGGUAUAGGUUGGAGGAUAAAAGAGGCGAAAAGUUGAAAAAGGGGGAGAUCAUGCUUGCUGUUUGGAGAGGAACUCAAGCAGACGACGCGUUUUGUGAUGCGUGGCAUUCGGAUGCAGCAGCUGUGGGAAGUGAGGGGAUUUCAAGAAUUAGAGGAAAGGUAUAUCUUUCUCCUAGACUUUGGUAUAUCAGAGUUAAUGUUAUUGAGUGUCAAGAUUUGCUUCCAAGUGAAAAGAAUCGCCAACCCGAGUGCUGUGUGAAAGUUGUAUGUGGAAAUCAGGCCUUGAAAACUAAAAUUUGUCCGAUAAGAAGUGUCAAUCCAAUGUGGAAUGAGGACUUGGUUUUUGUUGUAGCUGAACCAUUUGAAGAGCCUUUGGUUAUAACUGUGGAGGAUAAAGUUGGAUCAAAUUUCGAGUUCUUGGGAAAAUGUGUGCUUCCUUUAAGCAUUGUCCCUAGAAGGCUUGACAACAAGCCUGUUCCUUCUAAAUGGCACAAUCUUGAGAAACAUACAGUUGUAGAAGGGGAAAAAAAGGAGACUAAAUUUGCUAGUAAGAUUCAUCUGAGGCUUAGUUUGGAUGGCGGAUAUCACGUGUUGGAUGAAUCGGUACAUUACAGCAGUGAUUUCAAGCCAACGUCCAAGCUUUUGUGGAAAUCAAGCAUUGGACUACUUGAAUUGGGGAUCAUUAGUGCAACAGGAUUGUCAGCUAUGAAGUCCAAGGAUGGACAAGGGACGACAGAUGCCUAUUGUGUAGCUAAGUACGGGCCAAAAUGGGUUCGGACAAGGACAAUCAUCGAUAGUUUUUCACCAAAAUGGAAUGAGCAGUACACUUGGGAAGUGCACGAUCCUUGUACCAUGAUCACAGUAGGGGUGUUUGAUAACGGAUACCUACAAGGGGGAAAAUGUACGAGCAUUGGAAAGGUGAGGAUUAGGCUCUCGACCCUUGAAACCGAGAAGGUAUACACACAUUCCUAUCCUCUUAUUGUCCUGCAACCAUCGGGCGUUAAAAAGAUGGGAGAAGUUCAAUUAGCUGUGAGGUUUUCAUGUACAUCUUAUGUCAAUAUGCUGUCUAAAUACGCUCAACCGUUGUUUCCAAAGAUGCAUUAUGCUCAUCCAUUAUCUAUCAGUCAGCAAGAUUUCCUCAGGUUCCAAACUAUUCAAAUACUGUCAACGAGGCUAGGCCGAGCUGAGCCACCGUUGAAAAAAGAGGUUGUGGACUACAUGCUAGACGUUGGUUCGCAUAUAUGGAGCUUAAGGAGGGCUAAGGCUAAUUUUUUCAGAUUAAUGUAUGUUGUGAGUCCAAUAAUGGCAAUUGGGAAAUGGUUUGAUCAAAUAUGUCAUUGGAAGAAUCCACUUACUACAAUUCUGAUUCACAUACUCUUUAUAAUAUUAGUCCUCUACCCUGAACUGAUUGUCCCUACAUUCUUUCUUUACCUUUUCUUGAUUGGCAUUUGGCACUAUAGAUCAAAACCAAUACAUCCACCUCACAUGGACAUCCAUCUAUCACACGCUCACGCUGUUGUCCCUGACGAUUUGGAUGAAGAAUUCGAUACAUUCCCAACAACAAGGGGCCCGGAUAGGGUGAGGAUGAGAUAUGAUCGUUUGAGGAGCAUUGGAGGCAGGAUACAGACCGUGAUAGGGGACUUGGCAACUCAAGGGGAAAGGUUCCAUUCAUUGUUGAGUUGGAGAGAUCCAAGGGCGUCGGCUUUGUUUGUCACAUUCUGUUUGUUUGCUGCAGUAGUCAUGUAUGUCACACCAUUCCAAGUCGUCGCGCUUCUCAUUGGACUCUACCUGUUAAGGCACCCGAGAUUUCGACACAAACUUCCUUCAAUGUCUACUAGUUUCUUCAAGAGGCUGCCUGCAAGAGCAGAUUGCAUGUUAUAGACUGAUACCUUACGUAAAUAUUUGGUUUAAGAAGGUAGAAAAUGCAGCAAAUGAACUUGAUAUCACAAAGAU
This is a messenger RNA of Capsicum annuum, 3316 nucleotides long. Its product is annotated as FT-interacting protein 3-like. The transcript has a single exon. Bases 938 to 3244 code for a protein of 768 amino acids. The record is from RefSeq and is a predicted model, not a curated record. NCBI's taxonomy places the organism in Eukaryota, Viridiplantae, Streptophyta, Magnoliopsida, Solanales, Solanaceae.